AACCAGAUUCUACAAUCAAUCGCCAUGGCAAAGGGGAUUUCGGUCCUCAAAUUUGUGGGCACAGUGUCCCUUGGCCUGCUGACGGGUGUCUCAUAUACCGUCUCGGCCCUCACUCUUCCGACCCUCGUCAACCUCCCAUCAUCAUCUUCCGCCGCCCACGCCUUGACCUCUCUCCAAUCCGCUCUGCGUCUCCCAGUCCUCGCUCUUUCAUCUCUUGCCGCCGCUCCGCUAUUCCUGUCGUUCGUCUUGUCCCCGCGCUAUGCUCGCCACCCGUACCUCUUCUACACGUCCCUGCUCGCUGUGCUGUCUGCCGUAGCUCCUCGCUACAUCCCCAAGCCAGCUACCUCAACUUCGAAGCCUGCCGGCGCGCGUAAAGCCACAUCAUCCAGAGCCAGGAUGGAAGCGAGCUAUGAGGUCUUGGGUGAUUCACACAGCGAGGGAGACUUGCCUAGCGAGUCAGAGCUUGAAGAUAUCAAUGGCGAGGAGGUUAGAGCCAACAUUGACGGUGCCGCAAGAGCAUACCUUGCCAGGACUGGCUUUGCUGCGGCUGGCUUUGUGCUGUCCGUGAUUGGACUCUGGGGUGAUGGUGCUCCCAGGUCCAUCCGCUAUUAUUAAGCCAUGAGCUGGCUUGUGUAACUUUGUAAGAUGUUUGCGGCAAGUCUGAUUGGCUAUGUUUUCCAGUGGCUGGAUUGGAACAAUGUAUCAACAAUCUGGAAAGUUAGUCCUUGCAACUCAACGCGAGGUGGCUUCACCACUCCCUCAUCAAGCAUUAUGAAAGAAAAAGCAGAAAAAAAAAGGAUAAAAGAAAAGAAAAAAAAAAGUUACAAACGUCAGGUUAUGGAAGAUACAUGUUAAUGAGUCUGUACAUUUUGAACCCUUACUAUUCAUAGCUAUCCAAUACGAAUCACGUCUUGGCAGUAAAGGCCGCUCGAA
This is a messenger RNA of Trichoderma asperellum CBS 433.97, 933 nucleotides long. RefSeq names its product Autophagy- protein 33 (gene ATG33). The record is from RefSeq and is a predicted model, not a curated record. Lineage: Eukaryota; Fungi; Ascomycota; Sordariomycetes; Hypocreales; Hypocreaceae. Gene Ontology annotation, biological process: autophagy of mitochondrion. Gene Ontology annotation, cellular component: mitochondrion.